AUGGACUUCAUCAAUAGUAAUCAGACUACCGCUGAACAGGCCAGAAUCCUCGAAGAUGCCGAAGACCAUCCUCUCAAGCCUGGAGUAAAACACUCCGCGAACUAUUUCCAACUCCUGGCUGAGCGCAGAAGAUUGCCUGUGUCCGCUGCCCACCAGGAAUUCCUAGACGUCUACCACAGAAACAAGUUUGUCGUUUUUGACGAGGCCAAGAGAGGUCUGGUGGCUUGCACGCAGCCCCGUCGUCUUGUAGCAAAAGAUGCAGCAACUCGAGUUGCCGCAGAGAUAGACAUCACGCUAGGCGAGGAGGUUGGCUACAGCGUGCACUUCGAUGAGAAACCGAGCGACAAUAGCAUCCUCAGGUACAUGACCGAUGGACGGCUGCUGCAAGAGGCACAGCGAGACCAAACUUUCCAGGCCUAUUCUUGCGUAAUCAUCAACGAAGCCCAUAAGCAAACACUGCCGACUGACAUUCUCAUAGGUCUUCUCAAGAAAGCCAUACAAGUACGUGAUAACCUCAAAGUCGUCAUCAUAUCUGCCACCAUGAAUGUGGAAAGAUUCGUUAAGUAUUUCGGCCAGGCAGAGGCUUUCAACGUCAGCAGCAAGGCCUACCCGGUUAAGAUCCACUGGCUCGAAGAACCGACUGUAGACUGGCGUUGCCUUACUCUAAACUUUGUAAAGAAUAUCUGCAACAACAUGCCUGUGCUCGGAAACAAGCUGGUAGCGCUGCAUUUGUAUUAUGGGCUCAACGCCGCCGAGCAGCGGAGAGCUAUAUUUUCUUCAACCGACCCCCUUCGCAAAUGUAUCGUAUCAACCAAUAUUGCUGAAACCAGUCUAACCAUUGAUAGGAUUGUCUAUGUCAUUGAUACUGGUAUUGAAAAGAAGUCGGGAUACAAUGCUCGAGCAGAUAUGGACACUCUCAUUACUGCCACUGUGACCCAAGCGUCUGCCAAGCAGCAAGCUGGUCGAGCCGGUCGAACAAAGCCGGGGACAUGCAUCCGUCUGUAUACUGAGAAGACAUUCUUGGAGGACUUCGCUCCCUAUGCAUGGCCAGGAAUAAAGACUUCCCCGGUUACCACGGAAGUCUUGAGACUGAUGUCCAUGGACAUCAACGUCGUCGAUUUCGACUUCAUCACCCUUCCUCCCAUGGAAAACUUUCUUCGGGCUUUAUACGAGCUCAAGGCAAUGGACCUCAUUACAGACCAUGGCGUAAUCAACGGCCGCGGUCGCAAUGCCGCUAAAUUCCCCAUGGACCCUCAGUGGUGGAAUGCUAUCUCGGAAGGGCAGAACCUCGGGUGCGGUGUUGACAUUAUCGCGAUUACCGCCAUCGCAAGCACUCAAAACUCGAUGUUCCUGCGUCCCUGGAAUGUCAGAACUGCUGCUGAUGCGUCAAGAGCCCGAUUCGCCUGUCCAGAUUCGGAUCACGUUGCUCAACUGAAUGCUCUGCAUGGCUAUGUCCGCACCAAGCACACCGCCAAAGACAUGGACCUAGAUCAAUGGUGCUCCGAUGCCUUCAUUGACCGAAAGGUGAUGGAGGAAGCCCUUCAGAUUCGACAACAGCUGAUCAACAUCGCCGAGGAAAUCUUUGAUCAGCUCCUUACGUCCGGAACAGGCGACGAUGACCUUCUCGCCAUUGAAAGCUGCCUGGUCGGCCAGAAGUAUAAAUUGGUUGUGUUCAACGCCAUUACUCACGUCGGAAAAACGUUCCUGGAAACUUCAUCAGCGGUUGAGGCAGAGUGGCUUGUCGAUCUUCCUUUCUUCAAAGAUGACCAACUCUCACGCAAGCUUGACGGCGAUCUGCGAUAA
This is a messenger RNA of Fusarium venenatum, 1803 nucleotides long. The record is from RefSeq and is a predicted model, not a curated record. NCBI's taxonomy places the organism in Eukaryota, Fungi, Ascomycota, Sordariomycetes, Hypocreales, Nectriaceae.